Molecule: messenger RNA, 1518 nt
Organism: Alternaria postmessia
Lineage: Eukaryota; Fungi; Ascomycota; Dothideomycetes; Pleosporales; Pleosporaceae
Exons: 6
Coding region: 1-1518 (505 amino acids)
Molecular function (GO): heme binding; iron ion binding; monooxygenase activity
Source: RefSeq, a predicted model, not a curated record
AUGACUACUAGCAUGAAGGAGGUAGAUAAGCUCACCGUAGUCGGGGGCUUCAUUGUGCUCGUCAUUACAUACUGGCUUAUCAAGACUAUCUAUAACCUCUUCUUCCACCCUUUGGCCAGCUUCCCUGGUCCACGCUGGGCAGCUGGAUCAUACCUUCCUCAAUUCUACUACGACAUCAUACAUGGUGGGCAAUAUUACAAGAAGGUUAUCCAGAUGCACGAGGAAUAUGGCCCACUUAUACGAGUCAAUCCUGAUGAGCUCUCCCUCAACGACCCCUUCUUUUAUGACAAGGUCUAUUCAGGUGGUGGACAGAAGCGCAACAAAUGCCCUGAUCUCACAACCAUCGUACGCACAUCGGUGAUCUCUACUAACGACCAUGAACUACAUCGGCAACGCCGCGGCUAUAUUGCCAAUCUGUUUUCGAAGAGAUCCAUCUCAGACCUGGAAUCAAUCAUUCAGUCUAAAGUUGAUAAGUUGGUGACCCUUUUAAAGGAAGCCAACCAUACUGAAGAAACCCUUAUUGGGCCUCUCGUGUUUGGCAGUCUAGCGAUCGACGUUAUCUCACACUAUGCAUAUGGCGAGAGUUUUGGUAAUCUCGACAAACCUGGAUUCCCGUGCGAGCUCGAACGAGAUGUUAAAGCCAUAUUGAUGAUUCAACACGUGCGACGGUUUCUUCCUGGCAUUGACCGACUCAUUACACAUCUUCCAGCCUGGCUAGUCGCCCGCAUCAGCCCUUCCAUGGUUAGCUUUCUGGACUUCGAAACAAGAAUUGCAGGAUACUCAAAAGCGGCACUUAAGAAAAGCAUGGAAGGAGAAGAACCAACCAAACCCCGGACGGUGUUCGACGCACUAGUCAGCUCCAAGAUACCCGCACAAGAGAGGACACUUCAACGACUGACAGAUGAGAGCUCAACCAUCCUGAUCGCCGGGGUGGAUACCACUGCCAGAACCUUGACAGCUACCAUGUGCUACUUGAUUCUGUAUCCCGAAAUCCUGGCCAAACUGCGUGCAGAGCUACAACCGUACAAGAACGCGACCUGGACCCAGCUUGAAUCUCUACCGUAUCUGACAGCGGUCAUCAAUGAGUCACUUCGAUACGAAUCUCCCUUCACAAGUCGCUUUCCACGCUUACUUGUCGAGCCGCUUGCUUACAAGGACAUGCUCAUACCUUCCGGCACUACCAUCGGUGCAAUGCCAUAUUUACUCAAUAGCCACCCCGACGUUUUCCCUGAUCCCCAUGUGUAUAGGCCUGAGCGAUGGAUUGAAGCAAAAGCCCGUGGAGAAUAUCUCGACAAGUAUUUGGUCACCUUCACGAAGGGCAGUAGAGCCUGUCUUGGCAUAAAUCUUGCAUACGCCGAACUUUACCUUACCGUCGCAGCUAUGGUCCAAAACUUUGACCUGGAGCUUGUGGACUCUUCCAUCGAGAACAUCACUCCAUACCGAGACUUUGGUCUAGGUUUCGACAAGAAUUAUAACUACGGUGUCAACUUCAGGGUUACAAAGGUACUCCAAGAGUGA